Messenger RNA from Psammomys obesus (fat sand rat), 4839 nucleotides. RefSeq names its product roundabout guidance receptor 3 (gene Robo3). Bases 308 to 4549 code for a protein of 1413 amino acids. The transcript is spliced from 28 exons. The record is from RefSeq and is a predicted model, not a curated record. Gene Ontology annotation, molecular function: protein binding. NCBI's taxonomy places the organism in Eukaryota, Metazoa, Chordata, Mammalia, Rodentia, Muridae. Gene Ontology annotation, biological process: cell-cell adhesion; axon guidance. Gene Ontology annotation, cellular component: plasma membrane; axon.
CGGCGGAGGUGGGGGUACGGAGGGAGGCGGAUUAAGCCCUUAAUUACGGCGUGAUCCGAGUGGCACCUGCUUUCCGCCCGCCCGGCUCCCGGGGGAUUCCGGCACUGUGGGGUGGAGAGGAGAACCAGCGAAGGAGGACAAGUCGCGCGGACGCGCGGACGCUACCCGGGCGAGCCCGCAGGACAGCGGCACCGUGGCUGCCGCAGCGCGCAGAGGCUGUGGAGGGGCUCCCGGCUCCCGGCCCGCGGGUCCUAGACCCAGGGGCUGGGCUCCGAGCCCCCAGCCGAAGACCCGGGCGGGCCGCGUCAUGCUGCGCUACCUGCUCAAAACCCUACUGCAGAUGAACCUGUUCGCGGACUCCCUGGCCGGGGACAUCUCCAACUCCAGCGAGCUACUCUUCGGCUUCAACUCCUCGCUGGCAGCGCUCCACCCUAGCCUGGUGCCUCCCGGAGACCCCUCCAACAACGGGUCAAGAGCUGGGUCGGAGGAUGCCAUGCCACGCAUCGUGGAGCAGCCGCCAGACUUGCUGGUUUCCAGGGGCGAGCCGGCCACUCUGCCCUGUCGCGCUGAAGGUCGGCCUCGACCCAACAUCGAGUGGUACAAGAACGGGGCGCGUGUGGCCACCGCACGGGAGGAUCCGCGUGCGCAUCGCCUGCUGCUGCCCAGCGGCGCCCUCUUCUUUCCCCGCAUCGUGCACGGGCGCCGCUCUCGGCCAGAUGAGGGUGUGUACACCUGUGUGGCUCGCAACUACCUGGGAGCUGCCGCUAGCAGAAACGCCUCUCUGGAAGUAGCUGUCCUCCGUGAUGAUUUCCGGCAGUCGCCUGGGAACGUGGUGGUAGCAGUGGGGGAGCCAGCAGUAAUGGAAUGUGUGCCCCCUAAGGGGCACCCAGAGCCUUUGGUAUCCUGGAAGAAGGGCAAUGCAAAGCUUAAGGAAGAGGAGGGAAGGAUUACUAUACGCGGAGGAAAGCUGAUGAUGUCACACACAUUCAAGAGUGAUGCUGGCAUGUAUGUGUGCGUGGCCUCCAACAUGGCUGGAGAACGAGAGAGUGGAGCAGCUGAACUCGUGGUGCUGGAGCGUCCCUCAUUUCUGCGUAGACCAAUAAACCAGGUCGUCCUGGCUGACGCCCCUGUGAAUUUCCUGUGUGAGGUGCAGGGAGACCCCCAGCCCAAUCUACGCUGGCGCAAGGAUGAUGGGGAGCUGCCCACUGGCAGGAGGCGGUCUGUAGCUGUGGCCAACCCAGCUUGGGGUGGGGAGUGGAGCAGGUAUGAGAUACGGAGUGACCACAGCCUUUGGAUCGGCCGAGUGAGUGCUGAAGACGAGGGAACUUACACCUGUGUGGCAGAGAACAGUGUGGGCCGUGUGGAGGCCUCUGGCUCCCUCAGUGUUCACGUCCCACCACAAUUUGUGACUCAGCCCCAGGACCAGACAGCAGCUCCUGGAGAAAAUGUGUCUUUCCAGUGUGAGACCAAAGGAAACCCCCCACCUGCCAUCUUCUGGCAGAAGGAAGGGAGUCAAGUCCUGCUUUUCCCUAGUCAGUCACUCCAGCCCAUGGGACGCUUCUUAGUCUCUCCAAGAGGCCAACUCAACAUCACUGAAGUACAGCUCAGGGAUGCUGGCUACUACGUCUGCCAGGCUGUCAGUGUGGCUGGCAGCAUCCUGGCCAAGGCCCUAUUAGAGAUAAAAGGAGCCUCCAUGGAUGGGCUGCCUCCCAUCAUCCUCCAAGGACCAGCCAAUCAGACACUGGUACUUGGCUCUUCUGUGUGGCUGCCAUGCAGAGUGACUGGAAACCCUCAGCCCAAUGUCCAGUGGAAGAAGGAUGACAGGUGGCUGCAGGGGGAUGACUCACAGUUCAGCUUAAUGGACAAUGGCACUCUAUACAUUGCCAGUGUUCAGGAGAUGGACAUGGGUUUCUACAGCUGUGUGGCCAAGAGCUCCAUAGGGGAGGCCACAUGGAACAGUUGGCUUAGGAAGCGAGAAGAUUGGGGAGCAUCGCCAGGUCCAGCAACAGAACCCAGUAACCCUCCAGGGCCUCCCUCUCAGCCAAUAGUCACAGAGGUAACCAAGAACAGCGUCACCUUGACCUGGAAGCCCAAUCCACAGUCUGGGGCCACAGCUACCUCCUAUGUGAUAGAGGCCUUUAGCCAAGCGGCUGGCAACACCUGGCGGACAGUGGCAGAUGGGGUGCAGCUGGAAACACACACCAUCAGUGGCCUGCAGCCCAAUACCAUCUACCUGUUCCUGGUGCGAGCUGUUGGAGCCUGGGGCCUCAGCGAGCCCAGCCCUGUCUCUGAGCCUGUUCAAACCCAGGCAGACAGCAGCCUAUCUAGGCCAGUGGAUGACCCGUGGAGAGGCCAGAGAGGACUAGCUGAAGUGACUGUGCAAAUGCAGGAGCCCAUAGUCCUUGGGCGCAGAACUCUGCAGGUGUCCUGGACUGUGGAUGGUCCAGUCCAGCUGGUGCAAGGGUUCCGUGUGUCUUGGAGGAUUGCAGGCCUUGACCAGGGAAGCUGGACAGUACUGGACCUACAGAACCCUCACAAGCAAAGUACUGUGCUGAGAGGACUCCCCCCAGGGGCCCAAAUCCAGAUCAAGGUGCAAGCCCAAGGCCAGGAGGGGCUGGGGGCUGAAAGCCCUUCUGUGACCAAGAGCAUUCCUGAGGAGGCCCCCAGUGGCCCCCCUCAGGGAGUGGUUGUGGCCUUGGGGGGUGAUGGCAACAGCAGUAUCACUGUAUCCUGGGAGCCUCCGCUUCCCUCCCAGCAAAAUGGGGUCAUCACUGAAUAUCAGGUCUGGUGCCUGGGUAACGAAAGCCGCUUCCAUCUCAAUCGAUCUGCAGCAGGCUGGGCACGCUCUGUCAUGUUCCGGGGACUGCUACUGGGCCAGCGCUACCGAACCCUGGUGGCGGCAGCUACCAGCGCUGGCGUGGGCGUGGCCAGUGCCCCAGUGCUAGUGCAGCUGCCAUCCCCUCCGGCAGCGGAGCCCGGGCCCGAGGUCAGCGAGGGGUUGGCGGACCGGCUGGCUAGGGUGCUGCGGGAGCCCGCCUUCCUGGCUGGCAGCAGCGCGGCCUGCGGGGCGCUGCUGCUCGGGCUCUGCGCUGUCCUCUACCGGCGCCAGAAGCAACGCAAAGAGCUCAGUCACUACACCGCCUCCUUUGCCUACGCACCUGCAGUGUCCUUCCCACACUCUGAGGGCCUUUCUGGAUCCAGUUCCAGGCCACCCGUGGGCCUUGGCCCUGCUGCCUACCCAUGGCUGGCAGACUCCUGGCCUCACCCAUCUCGAAGUCCCUCAGCACAGGAACCCCGGGGAAGCCGCUGCCCCAGCAAUCCUGACCCAGAUGAUAGAUACUACAAUGAGGCGGGAAUCUCCUUGUACUUGGCUCAGACUGCACGGGGUGCUAAUACCUCUGGUGAGGGUCCUGUCUACAGCACCAUUGACCCAGUAGGGGAAGAGCUGCAGACCUUCCAUGGAGGGUUUCCUCAACAUUCUUCUGGAGAGCCAAGCACCUGGAGCCAGUAUGCGCCUCCAGAAUGGAGCGAGAGGGACAGUGGAGCCAGGGGAGGCAAAGGGAAGCUUCUGGGCAAACCUGUACAGAUGCCCUCGUUGAGCUGGCCAGAAGCCCUGCCACCACCUCCCCCUUCCUGUGAACUAAGCUGUCCAGAGGGGCCUGAGGGAGAGCUGAAGGGCAGCUCAGAUCGGGAGGAAUGGUGCCCACCAAUGCCUGAGAAAAACCGCUUGAUUGAGUCAAGCUCCAGUGGAGCCUGCCUGGUGGCUCCACCCCAAGGGGAAACUCCCUCCCCUACCUCUUCUUAUGGAGAGCAGUCCACAGCCACUCUUACCCCUUCACCUCCUGAUCCUCCCCAGCCCCCUACUGACAUCCCCCAUCUCCAUCAGGUGCCCAGGAGGGUGCCCCUUGGGCCAAGUUCUCCUCUCAGCGUAUCCCAGCCCACUCUGAGUGGCCACGAAGAUAGGCCUGCUGGCCCGAGUGCUGUCCCUACGGUCUCCUAUCACCCCACCCCGAGUCCUGUCCCUAGUACAGGCUGCAGUGCUCCAGGGAGAGCUCACCAGGUGACUGGAGAGAUGACUCCCCCACUCCAUGGACACCGCGCCCGAAUCCGGAAGAAACCCAAGGCUCCUCCCUACAGAAGAGAGCACAGUCCUGGGGACUUGCCCCCACCACCCUUGCCACCACCAGAGGAAGAGACAAACUGGCCCCUGGGUCUGAGAACAGCAGGCAGCAUGUCUUCCCUUGAGCGAGAUCACAGCAGCAUCAGGGAGAGAAGAGUGGUGCAGGCAGUGCCUCUAGGGGCCCAGCGUGGGCCCCACACAGAUGCUAUACUUCUGGAUUAUGUUGCAGAAGAGGCCUGGCUCCCAUAUGGCAGACCGAGCUUCCUGAGCCAUGGCCAGGGCACCAGCACCUGCUCGACCGCUGGUAGCAAUUCUUCCAGGGGUUCCAGCAGCUCUCGAGGAUCUCGGGGCUCUCGGGGCCCUGGACGCAGCCGGAGCCGCAGCCAGAGCCAGAGGCCAGGACAGAAACGUCGAGAGGAACCAAGAUGACCCUUCAUGAAACCAUGAGCUUAUUGACAGCUCCACAGGGAAAGGAUGGGAACCCUUUCCCUGGUCAACAGGUGUGAGCCAAGAGGAGCAAGGACGGGUUGCCCUUCCUCCCAGCAAUGAUGCUUGUGACUCACAGAAACCUACUGUCCUCAGCAGCUUUAGGUGUCUUGGGAGCCAGACAACUAGCUCUUUUUUUUUCCAUAUAUUUUUUUUUUUUUGGACUGAGACAUGUUUGUACAAAAGGGAAAAAAAAAAAAACAGAACAAAACAAAAAAAAAAAGCAUCCCUGA